GAGAGAGAGAGAGAGAGAGAGAGAGAGAGAGAGAGAGAGGGUGAUGAUAAAACUCCAGUGCGAGCCCUCCUGUAAACUCAGUCGGAGCAAAGGAGCAACUGAGACGAGGGACAGGGAGCCCGACGCAAAAAGGGACCUACUGCACAACAAAACACUGCUCUCUUGACUUGAAACUCAAGUGGGGGGGGGUGGGGUGGAAGCACCUGAGUUGUGUCAGACAGAAGCAGAAGAUCUACCUGCUACCUUGUGAGGUUGCAUGUUUUGUGAUAGCGGUGAGGAGAAAAGAAGAAGGCUGGGCAAAGAUCAAAACUUGACCUCAUCCGUCUCCUCCUGGGCUUUGUUCACUCUGCCACCCCCCGCGGGGUGCAUGGUGUGCGGGUCAGACAGAUUGAUUUGAACAUUGAACUGCAUCUUCUGAUGAAAGCCCAACUUUUGUGGAUUUUGCAGCUUUUCCAGCAACCACACAACUUUGCCGGCGACUUGAUCCACUGCUCAGUGUGAGAAACAGUAGGAGAGAGAGAGAGAGAGAGAGAGAGAGAGAGAGCGCGGGGGGGUGGGGGGUGUUGGGGGAGAGAAUAUUGCCAUCCAUCUCUUAGCCCCCACAGCCCACCCUUAGCUUUGGACGCCCCUCCUGCCUCUUCUUUUGCCCCCUGUAUUCCCCCCCACCCUCCCUCCCUCCCUUCUCUGCACCUCACCCCCCAACAGAGCAGAAAGCGUGAAAAAUCUCACUAAUGGGUUUAUUUGCUGUCAGAUCUGCACCGAUCUGUCAUUCCCGUGGACCAUUCUGCUUGACACAUUUCAUAGUUGAGUAAGCCUCCUAGCUUUCUGGCUAGAGUUAACAGUGCCCCUGCAUCGUUGCGCUGGCUGAGAGCUCAUCAAGAGGGGAGCAACGGCGGCAGCAGUCAGCCUGACAGUCUCUUGGACAGGGAGUCCCUGAAGCUGCAUUCCUCCAGUCUCCUUUCACACUCCCCAACCCCCCCCCACCCCCACCCCCCCUCUCCCCAUUGGGACUUUGUGUUUGUGAGCCUUGUGGGCAUCCUCAGCUUCUGUCUAAUCACACGGCUGAGUCCUCUCCAGAAGAUCCAGGCUGUUUCUGCACGGAUUCUGUUGCUGAUUGAGAACUAGUGUGAAGAUGUGGUGUGGGGCCGGGCCUCUGGCCGUGGUGGCUGCAGUGUUUUGGACUCAGUGUGUCCUUCUGGAUGGGGUGGAUGCCAAGAAGGAGAGAAAAAGGCCAAAGGAGGCCACCCCACAACACACAGAGACCUACAAUGCUACUAUUUCCAACAGCGAAGAGGUCGGCGGAAGCAUCAAGAUUUCUGACAACCAGCGAGUGGAUCCACUGGGAUCAUGGAUGGACUUUGUCAAAAGACCGGUUGGCAACUUCCCUGGAAAGUGUCGCAAACGCAAACGACCCCUGCCGGGCCCACCUGGUCCUCCCGGCCCUCCUGGCCCACAGGGACCUCCUGGCUCUCCUGGAGCCGAAGUGACCCAGGAAGUUCUUCUCCAGGAGUUCAAAGACAUGAUUAAAGAGGCUACAGAGAGGAGAGCAGCAGCGUUGGACAGACAGACCAGCCCCAGCCAGCUACCUACGGCUCUCCUCACCCUGGAGGGGAUGACCUCCUACCGGCGGAUAGAGGAGGCUUUCCACUGCAAGCUCAAGGGACCUGUGGUGAUCGACAAGAAGACUCUGGUGGAGCUCCAGAACUUUCAGACACCACCAGCUAAAGGAGCCUUCCUCAGAGGGUCGGGAAUGGACCAGUCCACCGGAAGAUUCACAGCUCCCAUCACUGGGAUCUACCAGUUCUCUGCUAAUGUCCACAUUGACCACAAUGAGGUGAAGAGGAGCAAGAGUCAGCUAAAGGCCAGGGAUAAUGUCCGGGUGCUGAUCUGCAUUGAAUCACUCUGCCACAGAUACACCUCGCUGGAGAUGAUUGUUGGAUUAGAAAGUAACAGCAAGAUAUUCACUGUCAGCGUGCAGGGGCUGCUGGAGCUACAGGCUGGGCAGUACACCUCCAUAUUUGUGGAUAACGCAGCAGGCGCCUCCAUCACAGUACAAAACGGUUCCGAUUUUAUGGGCAUGCUGCUCGGUGUAUAGUCUCACAACAGGAACCGGGCGUCAUCCAAGCCAUCCACUGCUGCCGUUUUCGUCUUGUGCGUUUUUGUUUUGUUUUGUUUUUUGCAAUGGACUGCUUAUGAGCACCAUCACACAGUACCAAACCACAGGGGAGGUUUGAAGGAAGGAAGUGAUGCUGACAUGAACUUGACUGCUUGUCAGAUGGUGAAAGGACAGUGUAAAGAAGUCAAGGACUGAGUUUGUUUUUCACAGUGCACUGCUGCCACUUCCCUGAGGAACUUGGGAUGCCUGUUGCUUCACCAAUAAAAUAACCUGAAAAUUAAGCAGUGAGUAUGUCUGUUAGAGUUUAUGUUUUUUCUUUUAUCUUUCGUGGCUGUUGAAGACCUUUACAGAAAACCAAAUAUCAAUGUUUUUAAUGUUCUCUGGAUAGAUGUUGAAGAGCUAGGGAACAUGAGAAAGUACUAUUUGUAGUAUUUGUGUGUUUAAUGUAUACUGAAAUGUUUUUGUUGUCUACAUGAUCUAUUAUGUACACAAACUAUAGUUAUUUUUUAUCAUGGAUUAAAUCUCACAUUUAUAUUUGUUAUAUGGUACAUAGACUGUGAGUACACUGGACAAUGGAAACAUGCUCAAUAGACAGAAUACGGCCUCACAAGAUCUUGUCCCACAUAUGUAAUAACUUGUUUUGUAACAUAAAUAUUACUGCAUUUUAAGCCACGUGUGGCAAUGUUGGUCGUUCGUUCCACCAUUUUGGUUCAGUCCAAAAUAUCUCAACAACUAUUUGACGGAUUGCCAUGACAUUUUGCACAGACAUUUAUGGUCCCAAGAGAAUAAAUCCUACUGGCUAUGGUGGUCCACUAACUUUUCUCGUAGCCUUACCAUGAGGUGGACAUUUGGGGUUCUGAGUGAAAUAUCGCAACAACUAUUGGAUGGAUUGUCAUUCAAUUUGGUACAGACAUUCAUGUCCCCCUCAGGAAGAAUUGUAACCAAUGUUAGCAUGCUGAAACACUAAACUAAGAUGGUAAACAUUAUACCUGCUAAACAUCCGUUGUUGUUGUUGUUUGCUUUGCCAUUGUGAGCAUGUUAGCAUUCUAAUGUUAGCAUUUAAGAACCGUUGUGAUUAAGUACAGCCUCAUAGAGCCGCCAACCUGGCUGUAGACUAUCAUGGCGUAUUCAUAUUACAACGGAAAAACAAGGGUCUUGCAUUCGCCGUUGGUUCAGCACAGUAUUUACCACUCCGGGACUCCCAGUGGCGCUGUACCAAACCGCACCACCUUAGCUACAAUGCCAGUGUCGCUAGCUGUAGAUUGCUACAUUUCAGAGACUCAAAUGGUGUUUUAAUGCACAUUCUCAUGAACUGGUUCGUAUGAUAUAGUACAUAGUCUUUUUUGUCUGUUUUCACUAGGAAGCGAACUCCGCUCCCCAACUUGAAAGCUGUGUUUUAUGAUCCACUCCGACCUCCUCCGUACUCGGUCCAGAUCAUUCUUAUACAGCAGCAGUCACUGUAGUGCAUACAGCAAAAAACAUAUGCAAUGCAUACAGAUUACAAUGCAUUCUUUUUUGUAGUUAUAUGGAUGAAUGGUUCAUGAGAACAACCUGUUUUAUAACAAAUCUGCUAGCUGCAGCUGAUAUUUUAUUGCUAGAUAUGAAGCCAAUUAUGUUGUUUACACUUGUGGAAAUUCAGACACAAGUAAUUCCGUCUCUCAGUUUAAGCAUGGUCAACAGCGAUUGGUUGUGCCCACAAAGGUCAGUGGUCAAAGUAGAUCCUAAAUCAGGAUCUGCUAGAAUGGUCAACGUAUUGGGGUUUAGGCUAUGGG
Molecule: messenger RNA, 3888 nt
Organism: Sander lucioperca (pikeperch)
Lineage: Eukaryota; Metazoa; Chordata; Actinopteri; Perciformes; Percidae
Gene: c1qtnf12
Product: C1q and TNF related 12
Exons: 9
Coding region: 1133-2095 (320 amino acids)
Molecular function (GO): hormone activity
Source: RefSeq, a predicted model, not a curated record